Molecule: messenger RNA, 2585 nt
Organism: Elephantulus edwardii (Cape elephant shrew)
Lineage: Eukaryota; Metazoa; Chordata; Mammalia; Macroscelidea; Macroscelididae
Gene: GAREM2
Product: GRB2 associated, regulator of MAPK1-like
Exons: 7
Coding region: 72-2585 (837 amino acids)
Source: RefSeq, a predicted model, not a curated record
GUGGCCCCAGGAGGUGGCGGCGGGCGCGGGAGCCCGGGCCGCGCGGAACUGGCCGUCGGGGCCCCCAUGCCAUGGAGAAGCUGGCGGCCGGGCUGGCCGGCCUGCGCUGGAGCAUGGGCGCCUUCCCGCUGGACCUCAUCGUCAGCCGCUGCCGCCUGCCCACGCUCGCCUGCCUCGGACCAGGAGAGUAUGCUGAGGGCGUCAGUGAACGUGACAUCCUGCUCAUCCACUCCUGUCGCCAGUGGACAACAGUGACUGCCCACACCCUGGAGGAAGGUCACUACGUCAUUGGGCCCAAGAUUGACAUUCCCUUGCAGUACCCAGGCAAAUUCAAGCUCCUGGAGCAGGCCCGGGAUGUGCGGGAGCCGGUGAGGUACUUCAGCAGCGUGGAGGAGGUGGCCAGCGUCUUCCCUGACCGAAUCUUUGUGAUGGAAGCCAUCACCUUCAGUGUCAAGGUGGUGUCGGGCGAGUUCAGCGAAGACAGUGAGGUGUACAACUUUACGCUGCACGCGGGUGACGAGCUCACUCUCAUGGGCCAGGCGGAGAUUCUGUGCGCCAAGACCACCAAGGAGCGCUCGCGCUUUACCACCCUCCUGCGCAAGCUGGGACGCGCAGGGGCGCUGGCUGGGGUCGGAGGCGGCGGCCCCGGGAGUACCGGGGCCGCGGGCGUCGGUGGGGGUGCCAGACCCAUCAAAGGCAAGAUGCCCUGCCUCAUCUGCAUGAACCACCGCACCAACGAGAGCCUGAGCCUGCCCUUCCAGUGCCAGGGCCGCUUCAGCACGCGCAGCCCGCUGGAGCUGCAGAUGCAGGAGGGCGAGCACACGGUGCGCGCCAUCAUCGAGCGUGUGCGGCUGCCCGUGAACGUGCUGGUGCCCAGCAGGCCACCUCGCAACCCUUAUGACCUGCACCCGGUGCGCGAGGGCCACUGCUACAAGCUGGUCAGCAUCAUCUCCAAGACCGUGGUGCUGGGGCUCGCACUGCGCCGCGAGGGCCCGGCGCCGUUGCACUUCCUCCUGCUCACCGACACGCCGCGCUUCGCGCUGCCGCAGGGCCUGCUGGCGGGGGACCCUCGCGUCGAACGCCUGGUGCGCGACAGCGCCUCCUACUGCCGGGAGCGCUUCGACCCCGACGAGUACUCCACGCCGCCCGCCGGCGACGGCGACCAGGAGUACGUGAGCCCCGACUGGGCGGCGCCCGAGCCCACCGCGCAGCCGCCCGAGAUCCCCUACGAGGAGCUGUGGACGCACCAGGCCACCGAGAGCCUCGCCGAGGGCAGAGCCAGGCCGCCCUCGGGCACCGACCUCAUCUCCUUCGGGGCCGCGGGGACACCUCGCCUGGAGUCUGAAGCGCCACCGCCUCCUGUCCCACCCAAAUCCGAGGCGGUGAAGGAGGAAUGUCGUCUGCUCAACGCCCCGCCUGUCCCUCCCAGGGGUGGCAAUGGCAGCGGCCGGCUCUCCAGCAGCCCCCCUGUGCCCCCACGCUUUCCCAAGCUGCAGCCUGUCCACUCACCCACCUCCAGCCUCUCCUACUACUCUUCUGGCCUUCAGGAUGGGGCAGGCUCCCGCAGUGGCAGUGGCUCCCCGUCCCCGGAUGCUUACUCCCUCUACUGCUACCCUUGCACCUGGGGGGACUGCAAGGUGGGCGACUCCUCGAGCCGCCCCACCCCGGGACCCCCGCCUUCAACCACACAGCCCAGCCAGGCCUCCAGGGCCCACCCUGAGCCCCUGAGCAGCCGAGCCACCUCUGCCUCGGGAGCUGACACCCCUGUUAAAACCUACCACAGCUGCCCGCCUCUGCUCAAGCCUUCGCACCCUCAGAAACGCUUUGCUCCAUUUGGAGCGCUCAACCCCUUCUCUGGGCCUGCCUACCCCGCAGGUCCCCCAGGGGCCCCCUCUUCUGGGCCCACCAGCACCUCAGGUGCCCUGGCUACCUCCAGUCCUGCUUAUUCUCCAGGCUCAGCCUCUCCAGGCCAGGCCUAUUCAGCUGCUCCCCCGUCCUCCUGCCCUACUACUUCCUCUUCCUCCUCCUCUGAAUGGCAGGAACCAGCCCUGGAGCCCUUUGAUCCCUUUGAGCUGGGACAGAGUGCUUCUCCGGAGCCCGAGCUACUGCGCUAUCAGGAGCCCAGAGCUGUGGGGGGACCUGGGUCUGCACCCCGUCUUUCACCCCUCGGACCCCCUAAGACCUUUGACCCUGAAGGUCUGGUGCUGAGACAGGUCCCCACCCCACUGUCACCCGCUGCCCUGCAGGGGCCCGAGGCAGGUGGGACACGAAUCUUUCUCACCCAGGGGCGCCUUGAAGGGCCUCCUGCCAGCCCCCGGGAUGGCACUUCAGGCUGGGGAAGCCGGGACCCUUCCUCCUGGCAGCCUCCUGCGGACCUGUCUGCACUCUCUCUGGAGGAAGUGUCUCGCAGUCUGCGCUUCAUUGGGCUCUCGGAAGACGUGGUGAGCUUCUUUGCCCGGGAACGCAUUGAUGGCAGCAUCUUUGUGCAGCUUAGUGAGGACAUCCUGGCAGACGACUUCCACCUCACCAAGCUGCAGGUCAAGAAGAUCAUGCAGUUCAUCAAAGGCUGGCGGCCCAAGAUCUGA